Messenger RNA from Micropterus salmoides (largemouth bass), 3722 nucleotides. RefSeq lists its product as uncharacterized. The record is from RefSeq and is a predicted model, not a curated record. Gene Ontology annotation, molecular function: protein binding. Lineage: Eukaryota; Metazoa; Chordata; Actinopteri; Centrarchiformes; Centrarchidae. Gene Ontology annotation, biological process: regulation of apoptotic process. The coding region runs from base 1 to 2541 and encodes 846 amino acids. The transcript has 13 exons.
AUGUACGAUAUCUCUCCUGACAGAAGCAUCAACAUCUUCCACUGUCUGACGGAGAUGAACGACCACUCAGUACAUCAGGAGAUCCAAGAGUUCCUGUCAGAGAACAGAUCAGAGAAGAAACUCUCUGAGAUCCACUGCUCAGCUCUGGCCUACAUGCUGCAGAUGUCAGAGGAGGUUCUGGAUGUGUUGGACCUGCAGAAGUACAACACAUCAGAGGAGGGACGACAGAGACUGAUUCCAGCUGUGAGGAACUGCAGAAAGGCUCGACUUUCUGGCUGUGAACUCUCAUCCAUGCAUUGUAACAUUGUGGCUUCGGCUUUAAAGUCCAACCCCUCCCACUUAAGAGAGCUUGACCUGAGCAACAAUUAUCUGGGGAAUUCAGGAGUGAAGCUGCUGUCUGACGGACUGGAGAGUCCACACUGUAGACUGGAGACUCUGAGACUUUGUAACUGUGAAAUAACAGGGUGCGGCUCUGCUUUUCUGGCCUCAGCUCUAAAGUCCAACCCCUCCCAUUUGAGAAAGCUGGACCUGAGUGACAACAAGCUGCAGGAUUCAGGAGUGAAGCAGCAGUGUGAUUUUAUAGAGAGUCCACAAUGUAGACUGGAGACUCUGAGACUGAGGCGCUGUCAUUUGUCAGAGAUCAGCUGUGCUUCUCUGGCUUCAGCUUUGAAAUCCAACCCCUCUCAUCUGAGAGAGCUGGACCUGAGUAAAAAUAAGCUGGAGGAUUCAGGAGUGAAGAUGCUGUGUGAUUUUCUGGAGAGUCCACACUGUAGACUGGAGACUCUGAGGCUUCAAAGGUGUGAGCUAUCAGAGAUUGGCUGUGCUUCUCUGGCCUCAGCUCUGAAGUCCAACCCCUCCCAUCUGAGAGAGCUGAAGUUGAGUAACAACAACCUGCAGGAUUCAGGAGUGAAGCUGCUGUCUGCUGGACUGGAGAGUGUACACCAUAGACUGGAGACUCUGAGGGUGGAUGGCAGAGAAAACAAGGCCACACCUGACAGACAUGAAGGACAUCCGUCUGAGGACGCCAGAGAGGAUCAGCUGUGUCCUGAUGAUCCAGAGAGGUUGAAGCAGCAGCAGCUUCUGUGUGGAGAGGCUCUGAAUACAAAGGAGAAGUUAAGUUUCACACCUGACCUGCUGACUGACUCUGGAAAGACUUCAUACAGGUUCAGGUGUCCUGGUCCAGGUGUGUUCCAGUGUACUUUGACUGGACUGAUGUUUGGUAUGACUCAGGAGGCGGAGCUGCUGUACCGGACUGUCCAAUGGGAUGAGAGCCUCCUCCAAUCAGCUGGCAAGACGGCGGCAGGGCUGCUGUUCAGUAUCAAGUGUCCUGAGGAUGCUGUCUGUCAGCUCCACCUGCCGCACUGUGAAACAAAGGACGCUCUGCUGCCUGACGGUCUGCUGUCUGUCGUCCACAUCACUGAUGAUGGAAUGAGCAUCCUCGAGCCGCUGGAGAUUACAGACACUCAUGUGGUUGUCAAAGUCCCUCACCUCUCUCUAUUUGGCCUGGUCUGGACUUAUGUUAAGAGGUUGUGGAGCAAACCAGUUUGCGGCCAAGUUCUGCUGUUCCUCGGACCACCGAACCCAAGAACACAGAGGCAGAUCCUAAAUGUGCUUCUGCUGCCGAACAACAUCCAUCUGGAGGAGGUCAGCAAACAACAGCAGCCCUGUAAGAACAUAAAGACUGCUUCUAAAUGCAAACUCAUCAAAGAUGAAAGUUACACUCUUCUCUGUCCUCAGGCCAUCAAAAUUCAGCCUACGAGAGCAGAUUUUGACCUGGAAUUUGGACCAAAUUACCAUCCAACAUUUGAGAUCCGCCUGCCGACAAACACAGAAGAAGCGACUUUAACAGUCCGAGACCAGAGACAGACAGAGGUCUGGAAGCGUGAAGUUGAUCUAACAGAUUCAAGAAGAGAAACUCCACAGAGCAGGGUCCCGGGAGAGGACAGGGUCCCAGCAGAGGAGAGGGUCCCGGCAGAGGAGAGGGUCCCAGCAGAGGACAGGGUCCCAGCAGGGGACAGGGUCCCAGGAGAAGAGAGGGUCCCAGCAGGGGACAGGGUCCCGGCAGGGGACAGGGUCCCGGCAGGGGACAGAGUCUCAGCAGGGGACAGGAUCCCAGCAGAAGAGAGGGUGCCAGCAGAGGACAGGGUCCCAACAGGGGACAGGGUCCCAGCAGAAGAGAGGGUCCCAGCAGGGGACAGGAUCCCAGCAGAAGAGAGGGUCCCGGCAGGGGACAGGAUCCCGGCAGGGGACAGGAUCCCGGCAGGGGACAGGGUCCCAGCAGAGAAGAGACUGCUCUUAGUUCGGACAGAGUUUCUGAACAGAGUCUCUGAACCUGUUCUGAACCAGCUUCUGGAUAAACUCCUUGAGCAUCAUGUUAUAAACGAUGAAGAAAUCCAGUCAGUCAGAACAAAAGUCAGAGCAGAAAAAGCCCGAGACGUGAUCGACACAGCUCGAAGAAAGGGACCUGAAGCCAGUUCAGUCCUGAUCGCUGCUCUCUGUCAGGUGGAUCUAUGCCUUUCCAGAGUGCUGAACUUCAGAUGAAGCGAAAGAAAGAAUCUGUGAUGAUGAACCAGCUGUUUUACAGUCUCAGGUUAUUUAUUGUAAUCUUUGAAUCUGGAGUUGUGCUGUGUUUUCAAUAAGUGACUGUGAAAGCAUCACAUGUGAUGGAGCUAAACUUGGACUACACUGGAUCAUCUCCUCAAACAUGAACUACAAGACACAGAUGCUGAUUCUGUUUUUAACAAAUGUCACAAAACAGAAUCAUUUUUUGACAAAUGUGUGAAAGAAAAUAAUGUGUUACAACUUUGGAGAUCACUGCUACUUUUUAGUGAUAUGUCUCAAUGGGAUUUGAUUCCACGUAGUAUCUUUAUGGUUUCACAUAGUAGCAAUUGUAAGUCUCUCUGGAUAAAUGUAAAAUGUGAUGUUGUAUAUUUACAACAAAAAACAAAGUCAGGAAAGGGCCAAUUGAAUCAGAAGGUUAUUAAGAAUUAAAACUCAGCAUCUUUCCACUGAGUUUAAAACCACGACCUGAAGGGGACCCGUGUUCAGCUGAGAGCUGACAGAAACAUCUGCAGAUGACUUUAUUCUGGAGGAGAGGACAGGACAAAAGCACUGGAAUAAUUUGUUUGUAGGAAGAUAAGCUUUCCUGUAUUUUAUAUAUGGUAAUUAUUUCCCAGCAGGAUUUUUGUCUGAUAGACAAGCGAAACUAAUGGAAUUCAGUUAAUAUGAACACUGAUCUAGUUUAAAGUCUGUACCUGAACAGGCCUCCUUUAAACAGGCGUCUGGUUUGUUUUAUUGUGAAAGCAGUGAGCGGAAGUCACGUGGUUAGUGUUGCCUGACUUGAUGGUGUUUCUGAGAGGAAACUUGCUGCAGACAGACCUUUUUAUCUUCAGUCUGUGAGACACACGGAGGUUUCUGAGUGUCUCUGCAGCUGCGGUCAGAACUCCGCCUGAAAUCCUGCAGAUUUAACCACAGCGGCUAACUGAGCUGCAGCCCGGUGGGACGUUCUGAUUGGACAAAGACGUGAACAGAUUACAGAAAAUAUAAUAUCUGAGAAACAAUACGGCUGCUCUUUAUUGCUGUGUGUAUGGGCUGGUGUUGCUAUCUUUGGGAGGACCAGAUUCAAAGUAUCGUAGUGAGCACGGAGUGUGGGUUUUAAGGUUCAGGUUAGAUCCAGGUUUAGGAUUUGGUGCUAGGGAACCUAUAAUGUCAAUGAGUCAUAA